Arachis stenosperma is the source of this 1902-nucleotide messenger RNA. RefSeq names its product molybdate transporter 1-like. Bases 95 to 1558 code for a protein of 487 amino acids. The record is from RefSeq and is a predicted model, not a curated record. NCBI's taxonomy places the organism in Eukaryota, Viridiplantae, Streptophyta, Magnoliopsida, Fabales, Fabaceae. Gene Ontology annotation, molecular function: molybdate ion transmembrane transporter activity. The transcript has a single exon. Gene Ontology annotation, biological process: molybdate ion transport.
CUCUACUACUCUUUCCAUCCACCUCAUAGAUUCUUGUUUUGUCUUACACACUUCCUAAGAUAGAGUUUCAAUUUCAAACCAAACAUCUUCAAAUAUGUCACAACAAGAACAUAAUAAUAAUAAUGAUCACCAGUCUUCAACAAUUCCAAUCUCACUAGACCCUGAAGCAGGUCAAGGAGUAGCAUCUGCAACCACUAGAACAGAUUACUCAGCAAAAGGGGUGGUUGAGAAAGUGAAAACCAACUUGGUUUUCCGUUCAAAAUGGGCUGAAAUCAAUGGCGCCAUGGGUGAUCUUGGAACAUACAUACCCAUAGUUCUUGCCUUGACCCUUGCAAGGGACCUCAACCUUGGCACCACAUUGAUCUUCACUGGUGUCUAUAACAUCAUCACUGGGGCCAUCUAUGGUGUUCCCAUGCCAGUCCAGCCCAUGAAGUCCAUCGCUGCCGAAGCCUUGUCUGAUACAGGCUUCGGCGUCCCGGAGAUCAUGGCCGCCGGGAUACUUACCGGAGGCACCGUAUUCGUCCUCGGCGUGACAGGACUUAUGCAACUUGUGUACCGGUUGAUUCCCCUCUGCGUCGUGAGGGGAAUCCAACUGGCACAAGGAUUAUCUUUUGCAUUGACAGCUGUCAAAUAUGUUAAAAAAAUUCAAGACUUGCCAAAAUCAAAGUCUCUAGGCCAACGACAUUGGGUUGGCCUAGAUGGCUUGAUUUUGGCAAUUGUUUGUCUCGUAUUUAUUGUUAUUGUAAACGGCGCCGGCGAAAAAAAUCGUUGUUGUGGCGACCCAGGCCACGACGAGGAUUUAGGCCGGGACAGAAGCCGAGGAUCAACUAUAAAAAAGAACAAGACAGAUAGAAUAAGAAGGAUUGUUUUCUCUCUUCCUUCAGCUUUCUUGGUGUUUAUAUUGGGUGUUGUUUUAGCAUUCUUAAGAAGGCAUCACGUGGUGCAUGAGAUAAAGUUUGGACCUUCUUCAAUAGAUGUGGUGAAAUUCUCAAAGCAUGCAUGGAAAAAAGGUUUCAUCAAAGGUACAAUCCCUCAACUUCCUUUGACUCUUUUGAAUUCUGUUGUGGCGGUUGUGAAGUUAUCAUCAGAUCUUUUCCCGGGAAGAGAGUUCACUGCCACGUCACUUUCAGUAACGGUUGGAUUGAUGAACCUCAUUGGUUGUUGGUUUGGUGCCAUGCCAAUGUGCCACGGGGCCGGCGGGCUAGCCGGGCAGUACAAAUUUGGAGGGAGGAGUGGCGGGUGCGUGGCGCUUCUCGGCGCCGCGAAAUUGGUGUUGGGGACUUCUUUGGCACAUGUAUUGAACCAGUUUCCGGUUGGAAUCUUGGGAGUGUUGUUGUUGUUUGCUGGGAUUGAAUUGGCUAUGUGUUCUAGAGACAUGAACACAAAAGAAGAUUCUUUUGUGAUGCUUAUGUGCACUGCAGUGUCUUUGGUUGGAUCUAGUGCUGCACUUGGAUUCUUGGUUGGGAUGAUUGUUUAUGUUAUUCUUAGGCUAAGGAAUUGGACUAAGGAUAAACCACUUUCUACCAUUUGGAUGCAAAAACAUGACGACCAACUCUGAAGUAUGUAAUGUUAUUUGCACACUAAAAUUGGCAAUUUAGACAAUAAUUUACGGUCGUUUGAGUGUGCACGUAACAUUUUUUUUAAGAAAAAAAAAGUGUGACGAGAUUUGAUUGCUUGAUGUUGCUUAUCCGGUGCUAUUAUUUAGGUGUAAAUACUACUUGGUGUGUUUAAUUUGUAUGGAUUUCAGUUCAAGAAUGAUGUUUUCUGUUUUGUUCUUUUCUUUAUAUCAAGAUUCUAAGAUUGUAAGCAUAGUGGUAGUUCCAAUCCUAGCGUACAUCAUAGUGUAUGCGUGGCUAUUGUACAAUCAAUAUAAGAGAAUAAAGAUGCUUGAUUAAUGUAUGA